Molecule: messenger RNA, 18825 nt
Organism: Oreochromis niloticus (Nile tilapia)
Lineage: Eukaryota; Metazoa; Chordata; Actinopteri; Cichliformes; Cichlidae
Gene: plecb
Product: plectin b
Exons: 37
Coding region: 325-17034 (5569 amino acids)
Biological process (GO): intermediate filament cytoskeleton organization; wound healing; hemidesmosome assembly
Cellular component (GO): cytoplasm; intermediate filament; cytoskeleton
Molecular function (GO): structural constituent of muscle; cadherin binding; structural constituent of cytoskeleton
Source: RefSeq, a predicted model, not a curated record
UCUGUCAUUGCCAUCUCGGCCGAACGGAGACUGCUCAUUCUCAGCCACCCUGAAUGUAAGGGGGGGGCAUUAAACUUAUUAAGAGAGGAAUAUUUAUUUUCUUCACUACAACGAAAGGAUCGACAAGAGCAAGGAGAAGAGACAGUAAGAAACAUAUCAUAGGAUUUCUUCUUCCAUUUUUUUUCCCUUAUUGAAUUAAGCAACACGUGCCGGCCGGUCUUGGCACUUGACUCUUUCUCACAACACAGCGUGAGGUGCUCUUCUCUUUGUUUGAUAUUGUGCAUUUUAGUUUCACUUUGAGAGAGUUUACUGGAUCAAACAACAAUGGUUGCUGGAAUGCUGAUGCCCCUGCGUGACCUGAGGGCCAUCUACGAGAUCCUGUUUCGAGAUGGUGUCAUAGUGGCUAAGAAGGAUAAGAGGCCGCAGAUCAAACACCCAGAAGUACAAAGUGUAAGCAACCUACAAGUAAUCCGUGCAAUGGGGUCUCUUAAGUCCAGGGGCUAUGUAAAGGAAACAUUUGCUUGGAAACAUUUCUACUGGUACCUGACCAAUGAUGGCAUUGUUUACCUGCGUGACUACCUCCACCUGCCCACUGAAAUUGUUCCUGCCACCCUGCAAAGGAUUAGGAAGCCGGCCGCCACUCUGGCCAUUGCUCAUCGAGCUGCACGGGUCCAAUCUGUAGAAGGUCCAACGUCUUAUGUCCCUAAGCCGGGACGCAGGGGUGAAGCAGAAAGAAGAGAGGAACUAGCAGAGCGCCAAGGCUACCGCCAUAAGAUGGUGGGUUCUGGAGAAAGAGAGAAUUACCCCGAUAGGACCCCGAGAUUCAGGGGUCGUCCACUGGCUGGAGAACCGGCCAGAGAAAAGGCGUUAUGGGAAGUGGAGGGCCAGCCUCAGGACGUUUUCAGGAAGACCACUGGUUUCAGAAGCGAAACAGCAAUGAUGGAGGAUAACAGGGGGAAAAGAGUAACUCACCAGGACCUUGAUGUUUACAGCGAGAAGCCCAUAGCAUCACCACAAAAGAGGAGAGCAUUGGAGGUCGAAAAAGAGAAGCCAACAAGUUCUGCUCCCGCUCAGACAGCAGCUUUGAAGCAGGAUGUGUCGCAGACCACUCUGACAUCCUCCAGAACAGCCCUACCAUUAGCUGUGGCUGCUGUUGCUGAGGCCACAGGUGCUGCAGCAUCAAAGAUUCCAGCUAAGCCCUCUGCUCCCAAAACAAACGAGGAAAUGAAGACCAAGGACAGGCCUAAUAUCCCUGAGGAACAAACUUCUAUGAAGCCUACUCAAAUGAUUACAAGCAAACCAGUUCUCACAAUGCUUCCUGAUUUCGAUGCCAAAGAAGACAAAAUGAAAACGGCGGUUGUGGAUCCAGUUAAAGUUACAAAUGUGAGUGCUACAGCAGCCAAUGAUCAAGUAAAGCCCCAACAAGUCACUUCAACAGGCUCUGUCAAAGAAGCGAAGCGUAAAGUAAAUAAGGAAUUGAUUAAAGCCACAGAGGUGAAGGCCCCUCCAGUUUCAGCUGCGUCUAAAAUUAUAAAUGAUAAAGCAGAAAAAGUUACAGAUGCAGCUGCCACUCAGGAGACUGCCAAAGUCAAACCUCACAGCGCCACAAACAAACCAAAGGGCUCCACUAAUGAGGUUAAAGAUUCUAAAACUGAUGAAGUGCCCCUAGAAGUUACUACAACACAGAAAUCCUCAACACUUGAAGUCAAAUCCACCAUUACCACAACAACUCUCGCAGCACCUUUGACCAAUGCUGAAGAUGCACAGCUUGUCACAGCAAAAGCUGCAGAGAUGACUGCAGAAGAGAAGAAAACUAAUUCCAAAGCGAUUCCCCCAGUCGGAAAAGAAGCCCCUAAAGGUUCCGUGCAGGAGCCCACAGUAAAAGUGCAAGAUGAAUCAGAGUCAUCUCAGCCUCCUCAAAAUGCUGUCACCACAGAGGUGCUUAAAGAAACCACACAAGCGGUCGAGGGAGGCUCAAAAUCAAAAAGAAAGAAAAAGAAAUCUCAAGCUGAGGCCUUGAGUGUCGAGAGUGUUGAGGGAUCACCUGAAAAUAAGACUGAACUUAGACCAGUGGCUUCAUCAGAGCCUUUAAUUGUGUCUACCUGCUCAAAGGGAACAAAGAAAAAUGAGGCUAAAUUACAUACUGAUGGAGAGAAAACAGAAGAUGUCCCCAAACAAAUAACAGCUUAUUCAGAAGAAACCUCACUGCCACUAGGACAGAUUCCUGCAGCGCCCCUAGUGGAGGGACAAAUAAAAGAGAAGUCUGAGGAAAGCAAUGCCGGAAAGAUUGCACAGGGACCAUUAUCCCCCAAGGGCGAGUCAAAUGUUACGUCGCCCCAUAUGGAGCCGGUGAAUCCUGAGGAAAUAACUGUGACCAAAGUGGAAACAGUGACAGUGCAGAAAAUGAGUGGAGUGGAGCUCGUGCAAGCAAGCCCUAAAUCUGAGCAGGAAAACCCUGCCCCACUGUCAGAACCUCAGAAACCCACAAUUGAGGCUAAAUCCCCCAUGAAUACAGAGAAAGCUACACAGGAACCUUUAAAGGGAAAGAAGAAGGGAAAAGGUAGAAAGCAGCCUAAAGAACCAGAGUCAGAGGUUAUAAACACAAAUCCUGUCCCUUUGACUGAAGCAGAAACAUUGCCAUCAACUGACACUAGACCCCUGCAUGAAGCUGCAGUUAAAAACAGCCCUGACAUGGCCUCCGGACUGACAGAAACUAAUGUUUCUUUAAAGAUGACUCUUGAAAGAAUGUGCAGUGAGGAAGUCAGGCAGGCAGCAGCUGUGCUCUCUGAGGCCCCAGCAGACAAAAGGGAGGUGGAGCCAGCCCUGCUCUUUGCAGAAAAAAUCAAGCGGGAGGCUCCAAAACCAGAAACAUCCUCCAGUGUGAGCGAAGCACCCGCAGCCGGAGAAUUAGCGUCAGCAGCAAGAGCGCUAACAGCAGAGCCAGCUGCAGCUCAGGCACAGGCCAGCCCACUCUUCGAGCGAGAGGAGCCUCCCAAAGUUGCACAACAUUCGGCCGCUCGGGCAGCAGAGUGCAGCACAGAGGAAAGGCUCUCUGUUUCUGAGGCCUUAAAGCAGGAGGGAGAGAAGAAGAGGGACUUGGUAGAGGACACACCCUCUGCCACCGCCACGCCCGUGACCCGUCCUGACCAGCCUCACCUGCGGGACACCUGCAAGUUUGAAACAUCGGACAUAGACGAGGCCACCAUGAAGAGGAAAAUAGUAGUAGUGGAGGAGAUUGUUGAGGUGAAGCAGCUCAUUAGUCCGGAGGCAGCUGGGCAGCAGUCACCAACUCCACCUGUGGAGAAUGAGGAGGAAGGCGAGGAGCUGGACCUGGAUGUUCUGGAAGAAAUCGCUAUAGAGCGGGCAGUCUUGGCACAGGUGGCGAGGGGCAAGGGGCGAGGAGCCUCACCAGAGGUAGACUGGGACCACUCACUGGGGGAGCCAGAGGAGAAGACAUGGCCUAACUUCAUUGAAGAUGAACGAGACCGAGUCCAGAAAAAGACCUUCACAAAGUGGGUGAACAAGCACUUGAUAAAGCAUUCGAGGGUAGAGGCACAGCGUCAUGUUACAGACCUGUAUGAAGACCUUCGAGAUGGACAUAACCUGAUCUCGCUGUUGGAGGUCCUCUCUGGAGAAACACUACCGAGGGAGAGAGACAUGGCCAGGAGCGUUCGGUUGCCUAGAGAGAAAGGCCGCAUGCGAUUCCACAAACUUCAGAAUGUACAGAUAGCACUGGACUUCCUCAGACAUCGGCAGGUCAAACUGGUUAACAUCAGAAACGAUGACAUAGCUGAUGGGAACCCUAAGUUGACCCUGGGGUUAAUAUGGACCAUCAUCCUCCACUUCCAGGUCUCCUCUUCUAUCUCAGAUAUUCAGGUCAACGGCCAGUCAGAAGACAUGACGGCCAAGGAGAAGCUGCUGCUCUGGUCUCAGAGGAUGACAGAUGGCUACCAGGGCAUCCGCUGUGACAACUUCACCACCAGCUGGAGGGAUGGCAAACUCUUCAAUGCUGUCAUACACAAGCACUAUCCAAGACUCAUCAACAUGGGCAAAGUGUAUCAACAGACCAACCUGGAGAAUCUAGAACAAGCCUUCAGUGUGGCUGAGAAAGAUUUGGGUGUGACCCGCCUGCUGGACCCUGAAGAUGUUGAUGUCCCACACCCAGAUGAGAAAUCCAUCAUCACUUACGUGUCCUCCUUGUAUGAUGCCAUGCCUCGCACUGAUGUACACGACGGCAUGAGAACCAACGAGCUGGAGGUGCGCUGGCAGGAGUACUACGAGCUGGUGACUGUUCUGCUCCAGUGGAUCCGUCACCAUGUCAUGAUCUUCGAAGAGAGGAAGUUUCCUGCCAGCUACGAGGAGAUAGAGCUUCUCUGGCGCCAGUUCUUGAAAUUCAAAGAGACAGAGCUGCCAGUGAAAGAGACUGAUAAGAGCCGCUCCAAACACAUCUACCAGUCCUUUGAGAGUGCAGUGCAUGCUGGUCAGGUCAAGGUCCCUCCAGGCUACCAUCCCAUUGAUGUGGAGAAAGAGUGGGGUCGACUCCACGUGGCCAUCCUUGAGAGAGAACGACUCCUCAGGAUAGAGUUUGAGAGACUCGAGAGACUUCAGAGGAUUUAUGGUAAAGUCCAGAAGGAGUCAGGAAUGUGUGAUGAGCAGCUCGCCCACCUGGAGACCCUGCUGCAGACGGACAUCCGUCUGCUGAACGCAGGGAAACCAGCUCAGCACGCAGCAGAGGUGGAGAGGGAGCUGGACAAGGCAGACAACGUCAUUCGCCUGCUCUUCAAUGACGUGCAGGUACUCAAGGAUGGGCGCCACCCUCAGGCUGAACAGAUGUACCGCAGAGUUUACCGCCUCCAUGAGCGCCUGGUGAAUUUGCGCACUGACUACAAUCUUCGUCUGAAGUCUGCCGUGACUACUGCCCAGGUCCCGCUUACCCAGAGCGUCCAGCAGACCUCCAUAAAGGGACGGCCCGAGUUGGAUGACGUGACCUUGCGUUAUGUUCAAGAUCUCUUGGCCUGGGUGGAGGAGAACCAGCGCCGCAUCGAUAAUGCAGAGUGGGGAUCUGAUCUGCCCUCGAUGGAGUCCCAGCUGGGCAGCCACAGAGGCUUGCAUCAGACCGUGGAGGACUUCAAAUCCAAAAUCGAACGGGCCAAGGCUGAUGAGACCCAAUUAUCUCCUGUCAGCAAGGGCACAUACAGAGAAUACCUGGGAAAACUGGACCUUCAGUAUGGCAAACUACUGAACUCUUCCAAGUCCCGCCUAAGAAAUCUGGAAUCACUGCAUGCCUUUGUCAGCGCUGCUACUAAAGAGCUGAUGUGGUUGAAUGACAAAGAAGAGGAAGAGGUCAACUUUGACUGGAGUGACAGGAACACUAACAUGACAGCUAAGAAAGACAAUUACUCGGGUCUCAUGCGAGAGCUGGAGCUGAGGGAGAAGAAGGUCAAUGACAUCCAGGCCUUGGGAGACAGACUUGUCAGGGAUGGACAUCCUGGCAAGAAGACAGUUGAGUCCUUCACAGCUGCCCUGCAGACUCAGUGGAGCUGGAUCCUCCAGCUGUGCUGCUGUAUAGAGGCUCAUCUCAAAGAAAACACAGCCUACUACCAGUUCUUUGCUGACGUUAAAGAGGCUCAGGACAAGAUGAAGAAAAUGCAAGAGAACAUGAAAAAGAAAUACGGCUGUGAUCGCUCUACAACAGCCACACGCCUGGAGGAUCUGCUGCAGGAUGCUGCGGAGGAGAAAGAACAGCUGAAUGAAUUUAAGACUGUGGUGGCCGGCCUGAACAAGAGAUCCAGGUCCAUCAUCCAGCUGAAACCACGAAACCCCACCACCUCCAUCAAAGGCAAACUGCCCAUUCAGGCUGUCUGUGACUUCAAACAGCAGGAGAUCACUGUUCACAAAGGAGAUGAGUGUGCACUCCUCAACAACUCUCAGCCCUUCAAGUGGAAGGUCUUGAACCGUUCUGGACACGAGGCGAUGGUGCCUUCUGUCUGCUUCAUUGUACCUCCAGUCAACAAGGAGGCUGUGGACAGCGUGUCCAGUCUGGAUGCAGGUCAUCAGGAAAUGGUUUCCAUGUGGCAGAUGCUCCAUAUAAACAUGAAGAGUCUACUGUCAUGGCAGUACCUGAUGAGAGACUUCACACAGAUACGCUCCUGGAACAUCACAAUGUUAAAGACCAUGAAGCCCGAAGAGUACCGGCUGAUCAUGAGGAAUCUGGAGCUUCACUACCAGGACUUCAUGCGUGACAGCCAGGACUCGCAGCUCUUCGGCCCCGAUGACCGCAUGCAAGUCGAGGACGACUACACCAAGUCCACCCAGCAUUUCGACAACCUGCUUCGCUCCAUGGAGAAAGGAAUAAUGGUUGUUAGGGUUAAAGGUCAACAGAAUGAGACUCUGUGUAAGAACUACAUCUCUGAGCUGAAGGACCUGCGUCUGCGUAUAGAGGACUGCGAAGCUGGUACUGUGGCACGCAUUCGCAAGCCUGUGGAAAAAGAGCCUCUCAAAGAGUAUAUUCAGAAGACCACGGAGCAGAAGAAAGUUCAGGGAGAACUUGACGGCCUUAAGAAGGACCUUGAUAAGGUGUCUGUUAAGACACAAGAAGUCUUGGCCUCCCCUCAGCCUUCUGCCUCAGCUCCUGUGCUGCGGUCAGAGCUCGACCUCACUGUACAGAAGAUGGAUCAUGCCCACAUGCUGUCCUCUGUUUAUCUUGAGAAGCUAAAGACUGUGGAAAUGGUCAUCCGCAACACGCAGGGUGCUGAGGGCGUUCUCAAGCAGUAUGAGGACUGUCUGCGUGAAGUUCACACUGUGCCCAGUGAUGUCAAGGAAGUAGAGACCUACAGAGCAAAGCUUAAGAAAAUGCGCACUGAAGCUGAGGGUGAACAGCCAGUGUUUGAUUCCCUGGAAGAAGAACUGAAAAAAGCCUCUGCCGUGAGCGACAAGAUGGUUCGUGUGCACAGCGAGCGCGACGUUGAGCUCGACCACUUCCGCCAGCAGCUGUCCAGCCUCCAGGAUCGUUGGAAGGCCGUGUUCACCCAGAUCGACCUUCGCCAGAGAGAGCUGGAGCAGCUCGGCCGCCAGCUCGGUUACUAUCGUGAGAGCUAUGAUUGGCUAAUCCGCUGGAUUGCCGAUGCUAAGCAAAGGCAGGAGAAGAUUCAGGCUGUGCCCAUCACCGACAGCAAAACGCUGAAGGAGCAACUUGCCCAGGAGAAAAAACUGCUGGAGGAGAUCGAACAGAACAAAGACAAAGUUGAUGAGUGUCAAAAAUACGCUAAAGCAUACAUUGAUACUAUCAAGGACUAUGAACUCCAACUGGUUGCCUACAAAGCUCAGGUGGAACCUCUUGUCUCGCCCCUCAAGAAAACCAAACUGGAUUCAGCUUCUGACAACAUUAUUCAGGAGUAUGUAACACUGAGGACCCGGUACAGCGAACUGAUGACUCUGACUAGUCAGUACAUCAAGUUCAUCACAGACACACAGCGCCGCCUGGACGACGAGGAGAAAGCUGCAGAGAAACUCAAAGCAGAAGAGCGGAAAAAAAUGGCCGAGAUGCAGGCAGAGUUAGACAAACAGAAGCAGUUAGCUGAAGCUCACGCGAAGGCUAUUGCCAAAGCUGAGAAAGAGGCUCGAGAGCUGAAGCUCAAAAUGCAGGAAGAAGUAAGCAAGAGAGAAAUUGCUGCUGUAGAUGCAGAGAAGCAAAAGACCAACAUCCAGCUGGAGCUGCAAGAGCUCAAAAAUCUCUCAGAGCAGCAAAUCAAGGACAAAAGUCAACAGGUAGAUGAAGCACUUCACAGCCGGACUAAGAUCGAAGAGGAAAUCCACCUCAUCAGGAUCCAACUCGAGACAACAGAAAAACAAAAGUAUACCGCCGAAUCUGAGCUCAAGCAGCUUCGCGAUAGAGCGGCUGAAGCAGAAAAACUCAGAAAGCUUGCCCAAGAUGAGGCUGAGAAGCUCCGUAAACAAGUAAGUGAAGAGACGCAGAAAAAGCGCCAGGCUGAGGAGGAACUCAAGCGCAAAUCUGAGGCAGAGAAGGAAGCCGCUAAACAAAAGCAAAAAGCUCUGGAGGACCUUGAAAAACUCAGGAUGCAGGCCGAGGAGGCUGAAAGACAAGUGAAGCAAGCAGAGAUCGAAAAGGAAAAACAAAUCAAGGUCGCUCAUGAGGCUGCACAGAAAAGUGCUGCAGCUGAACUCCAGAGCAAGCACAUGUCAUUCGCGGAAAAGACCUCAAAGUUGGAGGAAUCACUCAAGCAGGAGCAUGGUGCUGUCCUUCAGCUGCAACAGGAAGCAGAACGCCUCAAGAAACAACAGGAAGAUGCAGAAAAUUCCAGAGAAGCGGCUGAAAAAGAGCUCGAGAAAUGGAGGCAGAAGGCUAAUGAGGCUCUUCGCCUGAGGUUGCAGGCCGAAGACGAAGCUCACAAAAAGACCCUCGCUCAAGAGGAAGCUGAGAAACAAAAGGAGGAGGCAGAGCGUGAGGCUAAAAAGAGAGCCAAAGCUGAGGAGUCGGCCCUGAAGCAGAAAGAAAUGGCUGAAGAAGAACUCGAGAGGCAGAGGAAGAUAGCUGAGAGCACAGCCCAGCAGAAACUCACUGCCGAGCAGGAGCUCAUUCGACUCAGGGCGGACUUUGACAACGCAGAACAGCAGAGAUCCCUCCUUGAAGAUGAACUUUACCGCCUGAAGAAUGAAGUCGCUGCAGCUCAGCAACAAAGGAAGCAGCUAGAAGAUGAACUGGCCAAAGUUAGGAGUGAAAUGGAUAUCCUCAUUCAGCUGAAGACUAAGGCAGAAAAGGAGACCAUGUCUAAUACAGAGAAGAGCAAGCAACUACUUGAGGCAGAAGCUGCCAAGAUGAAGGACCUUGCUGAGGAGGCAAGCAGGCUUAGAGCCAUUUCAGAGGAGGCUAAGCAUCAGAGGCAGAUUGCUGAGGAAGAGGCAGCUCGUCAGAGGGCAGAAGCUGAGAGAAUUCUCAAAGAGAAGCUGGCUGCGAUCAGUGAGGCCACUCGCUUAAAAACAGAGGCCGAAAUUGCCCUGAAAGAGAAGGAGGCAGAAAACGAGAGACUCCGGAGGCAAGCUGAGGAUGAGGCUUACCAGAGGAAAGCUCUUGAAGACCAGGCCAACCAGCACAAGCAAGAGAUUGAGGAAAAGAUUGUGCAACUCAAAAAAUCCUCUGAGGCAGAAAUGGAAAGACAGAAAGCCAUAGUGGAUGACACACUCAAACAGAGGCGAGUUGUCGAAGAAGAAAUCCGGAUUCUUAAACUCAACUUUGAAAAGGCCUCAUCUGGAAAACUGGAUCUGGAGCUGGAACUGAACAAGCUGAAAAACAUUGCAGAUGAAACCCAACAAAGCAAGAUCAGAGCCGAAGAGGAAGCAGAGAAACUGAGGAAGCUUGCCCUUGAGGAGGAGAAGAGGAGGAGGGAAGCAGAGGAAAAGGUGAAGAAGAUUGCUGCUGCAGAGGAAGAGGCUGCCAGGCAGCGUAAGGCAGCCCUAGAAGAGCUUGAACGGCUGAGGAAGAAAGCAGAAGAAGCCAGAAAGCAGAAAGAUGAGGCUGACAAAGAAGCUGAAAAACAGAUUGUUGUGGCCCAACAGGCAGCCCAGAAAUGCAGUGCAGCAGAGCAACAGGUUCAAAGCGUCCUUGCCCAACAGAUAGAAGACAGCAUCACGCAGAAGAAGCUCAAGGAAGAGUAUGAGAAAGCCAAGAAGCUGGCCAAAGAGGCCGAAGCUGCUAAGGAGAAAGCAGAAAGAGAGGCAGCUCUCCUUCGUCAGCAAGCAGAGGAGGCAGAACGGCAGAAAACAGCAGCUGAGGAAGAAGCCGCAAACCAAGCCAAGGCUCAGGAAGACGCCGAGCGACUGAGGAAGGAAGCUGAAUUUGAAGCUGCCAAACGAGCCCAAGCUGAGGCUGCAGCGCUCAUGCAGAAGCAGCAAGCUGACACUGAAAUGGCAAAGCACAAAAAGCUGGCCGAGCAAACGUUAAAACAGAAGUUCCAAGUGGAGCAAGAGCUCACAAAGGUUAAGCUGAAGCUUGAUGAAACUGAUAAGCAAAAAUCUGUCCUAGAUGAAGAACUCCAGCGCCUCAAAGACGAGGUCGACGAUGCCGUCAAACAAAGGGGUCAGGUGGAGGAGGAGCUGUUCAAAGUCAAGGUCCAGAUGGAGGAACUGCUCAAACUGAAAAAUAAAAUCGAGGAGGAAAAUCAGCGUCUGAUUAAGAAGGACAAAGACAGCACACAAAAACUGCUUGCUGAAGAGGCUGAGAACAUGAGAAAGCUUGCAGAGGACGCUGCUAGGCUUAGUGUGGAAGCGCAAGAGGCUGCACGCUUGAGACAGAUUGCAGAAGAUGACCUUAAUCAGCAACGAGCACUUGCAGAAAAGAUGCUCAAAGAGAAAAUGCAGGCAAUUCAAGAAGCAUCUCGACUCAAGGCUGAAGCAGAAAUGCUCCAGAAGCAGAAGGACUUGGCUCAGGAGCAGGCUCAGAAGCUGCUGGAGGAUAAACAGUUAAUGCAGCAGCGCCUGGAGGAGGAAACCGAGGAAUAUCACAAGUCACUGGAAGUAGAGCGAAAAAGGCAAUUGGAGAUCAUGGCUGAAGCUGAAAGACUCAGACUUCAGGUUUCUCAGCUCAGUGAAGCCCAGGCCAGAGCCGAAGAAGAGGCUAAAAAAUUCAAGAAACAAGCCGAUAAAGUUGCUACCCGUCUUCACGAGACUGAAAUUGCUACCCAAGAAAAAUUGACUGUAGUGGAAAGACUGGAAUUUGAGAGACUAAAUACCAGCAAAGAGGCUGAUGAUUUACGCAAAGCUAUCGCAGACCUAGAGAACGAGAAGGCUAGACUGAAAAAGGAGGCUGAAGAACUUCAAAAUAAGUCUAAAGAGAUGGCUGAUGCACAGCAGAAAAAAAUCGAGCAUGAGAAGACAGUCCUCCAGCAGACAUUCAUGACAGAAAAGGAGAUGCUCUUAAAGAAAGAGAAGCUCAUUGAAGAUGAGAAAAAGAGGCUCGAGAGCCAGUUUGAAGAGGAAGUGAAAAAGGCCAAGGCGCUCAAAGAUGAACAGGAACGCCAGAAACAGCAGAUGGAGCAGGAGAAAAAGACACUCCAGGCUACCAUGGAUGCAGCCCUUAGUAAACAGAAAGAGGCUGAGGAAGAAAUGCUUAGAAAGCAAAAAGAAAUGCAAGAACUUGAGAGGCAGAGACUGGAGCAGGAAAGGAUUCUGGCAGAAGAGAACCAGAAAUUGCGUGAGAAGCUACAGCAGCUUGAGGAUGCUCAAAAAGAUCAGCACACUAGAGAAACUGAUAAGGUCCUUCACAAAGACAUUAUCCAUCUAACAACGAUUGAGACAACAAAGACAGUUUACAAUGGUCAGAAUGUUGGUGAUGUGGUAGAUGGUAUAGACAAAAAGCCAGAUCUGUUGGCUUUUGAUGGCAUCCGUGACAAAGUACCUGCAAGCAGGCUUCAUGAGCUUGGUGUCUUACCAAAGAAGGAGUUUGAUAAACUCAAAAAUGGUGAAACCACUGUUCAAGAGUUAGGCAAGACUGACAGUCUAAGAAACAUUCUCAAAGGAAAGAAUGCCAUUGGUGGUGUUUUGACACCCUCCAAUCAAAAAAUGUCAAUCUAUCAAGCAUCAAAAGAGAAGAAAAUUACUCCCGGCACAGCCAUGAUCCUUCUUGAAGCACAAGCGGCCACAGGUUACAUGUUAGAUCCAAUUAAGAACCAGAAACUUUCUGUUAAUGCAGCUGUCAAGGAAGGACUGAUUGGCCCAGAACUGCACAACAAAAUGCUUUUAGCUGAGAGGGCUGUUGUUGGCUACAAGGAUCCAUACACUGGUGGAAAGAUCUCCGUCUUUGAAGCCAUGAAAAAGGGGCUAAUAGAACACGAUCAUGCAAUCAGAGUCCUUGAGGCUCAGCUUGCUACUGGUGGCAUCAUUGAUCCAAUCAACAGUCACCGUGUGCCCACUGAAACAGCCUAUAAACAAGGACACUAUGAUGCAGAAAUGAAUAAGAUCAUGGAGAACCCAUCAGAUGACACAAAGGGAUAUUUUGACCCCAGCACUCAGGAACCUUUGACAUAUUCUGAGUUAAUGGCAAGAUGCACUACUGACCCUGAGACCAGUCUGUUACUCCUGCCAAUCACAGACAAAGCUGCGCAGUGCUCCAGUAUAUAUACAGAGGAAGAGACCAAAGAUGUAUUCGGCAAAACAACUGUGUCUGUGCCAUUUGGUAGAUUCCAGGGAAAGACUGUCACGAUCUGGGAGAUAAUCAAUUCAGAAUACUUUACAGAAGACCAGAAGAAGGACCUUCUCCGUCAGUACAAAACAGGCAAAAUCACAAUUGAAAAGAUCAUUAAGAUUGUUAUCACUGUUGCUGAAGAAAAAGAGAAGAAAAAUGAAAUUACCUUUGACGGUCUGAGAGCACCCGUCCCUGCUACUGACCUCCUGGAAUCCAAAAUCAUUGAUAAAGAUCUGUACAACAAAUUGCAUAAUGGCAACAUGACCGUCAGUGAGGUGUCUCAAAUGGAGCCUGUCCACAAAGCACUGAAGGGUACAAACGGUAUUGCAGGUGUAGUCAUUGACUCAUCUAAGGAGACAAUGUCCUUCUAUCAAGCCAUGAAGAAGGACAUGAUGAGGCCCGGGCCUGCCUUGAACUUGCUUGAAGCCCAAGCAGGAACAGGCUACUUGGUCGACCCAGUUCACAAUCAGAAGUAUACCGUUGAUGAAGCUGUCAAAGCAGGUGUUGUUGGUCCUGAGCUGCAUGAAAAGCUUCUGUCUGCAGAAAGAGCUGUUACAGGCUACAGAGAUCCAUACACUGGAAAAACUGUAUCUCUGUUCCAAGCAAUGAAAAAAGAUCUCAUACCUAAAGAACAAGGACUCCGCUUACUCGAUGCCCAAAUGACAACUGGUGGCAUCAUAGAUCCAGUAAAGAGCCAUCGCAUUCCUCAUGAUGUGGCUUGCAAGAGAAGCUAUUUUGAUGAUGAAAUGAAGCAGGCUCUGAGUAAUCCAACUGAUGAAACUAAAUGCUUCUUUGACCCCAACACAAAAGAAAAUCUCACAUACUCUCAGCUCUUUGACAGAUGUGUCACUGACAAGAAAACUGGUCUGCGGGUCCUGCCUCUUUCUGAUGAAGCAAUCAAUGCUAAGGAACAACCAGCAUACACCGAAGCCCAGACCAAAGAGGCUAUGACUCAGGCUACUGUAGAAGUUAACUCUGGACCAUUUAAGGGCAGGAAAAUGACCCUGUGGGAAAUUAUCAACUCUGAAUACCUCACUGAGGAAGAGAGACUUGACCUGCUCAGACAGUUUAGGUCAGGAAAAAUUACAAUUGAAAAGAUAAUUAAGAUUAUCAUCACAAUUGUAGAUGAGAAAGAAGCCAAGAAACAAGAACAGUCCAGCUUCAAGGGACUCAGAGCUCCUGUCCCAGCAGACUCCCUGUAUGAGUCUAAAAUCAUUGACAAACCAACCUUUGACCUGCUUCAACAAGGCAAAACUACACCCAAGAAAGUCAGUGAAAAUCCCAAUGUCAGUAAAUACCUCCAGGGCUCUAGUAGCAUUGCUGGACUCUACCUGGAACCAACAAAAGAGAAACUCAGCAUUUAUCAAGCCAUGAAGAAAAAGCUUCUCCGCCAUAACACUGGCCUUUCACUUCUUGAGGCUCAGGCUGCAAGUGGGUUCAUUGUAGAUCCUGUAAGAAACCAAUGCCUGUCAGUAGAUGAAGCAGUAAAGUCAGGAGUUGUUGGUCCAGAGUUACAUGAAAAACUCCUCUCUGCAGAAAAAGCUGUCACUGGUUACAAAGAUCCAUUCACAGGCAACAAAAUCUCCCUCUUUGAAGCAAUGCAGAAAGAUCUCAUCUUAAAAGAACAUGCAAUGCCCCUAUUGGAGGCCCAGAUUGUGAGUGGAGGAAUUAUUGACCCUGUAAAAAGCCAUCGUGUCCCCACUGAUGUUGCAUAUCAGAAGAACAUUUUGAGCAGAGAUAUUGCCAAGACCCUCUCUGAACCAUGUGAUGAAAACAAAGUUUUCUCUGACCCAGAAACUGAUGAGAAUAUAACCUACAGACAACUUAAAGACAAAUGCCAAAAAGAUAAAGACACAGGCCUGUACAUGCUCUCACUCUCCAAGCCGCAGUCUCCAACUGUUGUAGAGAAGACAUACCUCUACACAGAGGAGCAAACACAGAGUGAGCUGUCCAGUACCCAGCUUGACAUUCCUAUUGAGGGGCUUGCUGAUAAACCCAUGAAUCUCUGGGAUGUCGUGAACUCAAAUUUGCUUCCAGAGCAAGAGAGGCAGAAGCUCCUAGAUGAAUAUCGCUCUGGUAAAAUCACUAAAGAGCGGAUGAUCAUCAUCAUUAUUGAGAUCAUGGAGCAAAGAGAGAUCAUCAGAAAUGAUAGUCCACUGUCAUAUAUGACUAUAAGGAGAAGGAUAACUAUUGAGGAGCUCUACAAUGCUCGCAUCAUUGAUUUGGAAACAUACAACCUUCUUAAACAGGGCAAGAGAGACAUCCGUAACAUAAUGGAGUUGACAAGUGUAAAGCAGUAUCUUUAUGGAACAGGCUGUGUCGCAGGCAUCACAACAGACUCGAGCUCCAAGCUAAGCAUAUACCAAGCAAUGAAGAGAGGUUUUAUUAAACCAGAAAUAGGCCUCACCCUCCUAGAAGCCCAAGCUGCUACAGGAUUCAUUGUUGAUCCACUGAAGAACGAAACGCUCACUGUUGAUGAAGCUGUCCGUAAGGGUGUCGUUGGCCCUGAGAUCCAUGAUAAACUUCUUUCAGCUGAAAGAGCUGUCACAGGAUACAAAGAUCCCUACAGUGGAAAAAUCAUAUCACUUUUCCAGGCCAUGAAAAAGGAUCUCGUUCCAGAGGAUUAUGCUCUCAAAAUGUUGGAGGCACAAACUGCCACUGGUGGUAUUAUUGAUCCUGAAUUCCAGUUCCACCUGCCAACAGAUGUCGCUAUGCAAAGGGGCUAUAUCAACAAGGAAACCAAUGAGAAACUGAAUGAUGAUGUGAAAGGAUUCGUUGAUCCUGUCACUGAUGAGAAACUGUCAUAUGCACAGCUACUCAAACGAUGCAAGUUGGAUGGUGGAUUGCGCCUGCUUUCAUUGGGAGACCAGCGGCUGACAUUCAAGGGUCUGAGAAAACAAAUCACAAUUGAGGAGUUGAUUCGCUCACAAAUCAUUGACCAGCAGACUGUCAGUGACCUGAAUGAAGGUCUUGUUUCAGUAGAGGAGAUUAGCAAUAGGCUAUCAAGGUACCUGCAGGGUACAGGCUGUAUUGCUGGUGUAUUUUUGGAGUCCACAAAGGAACGCCUGUCAAUUUACCAGGCUAUGAAGAAGAACAUGAUUAGGCCAGGCACUGCAUUUGAACUCCUUGAGUCCCAGGCAGCCACAGGAUAUGUUAUCGAUCCAAUCAAAAACCUCAAACUGACUGUCAAUGAAGCAGUAAAGAUGGGAAUAGUAGGCCCAGAAUUCAAAGACAAGCUUCUCUCUGCUGAGCGUGCAGUAACAGGAUAUAGAGAUCCUUAUACAGGCAAGACAAUCUCUUUGUUCCAGGCCAUGAAGAAAGGGCUUAUCCUAAAAGAUCAUGGUAUCCGUCUACUCGAAGCUCAGAUUGCCACUGGCGGAAUAAUUGACCCGGAGGAAAGUCACCGUCUGCCAGUUGAGGUGGCUUACAAUCGUGGCUUCUUCGAUGAGGAAAUGAAUGAGAUACUGACAGAUCCGUCUGAUGAUACCAAAGGCUUUUUUGAUCCCAACACUGAGGAAAACCUAACCUACCUCCAGCUGAUGGAGAGGUGUAUCACUGAUCCUGACACUGGCCUGGUGCUCCUGCUACUCAAAGAGAAGAAGCGGGAAAGAAAGACCUCUUCCAAAUCCUCAGUACGUAAACGCAGAGUUGUCAUUGUAGAUCCAGAGACUGGCAAAGAAAUGACUGUGUAUGAGGCCUACCGCAAGGGGCUCAUUGACCACCAAACCUACCUGGAGCUUGCUGAGCAGGAGUGUGAAUGGGAAGAAAUCACAAUGACGACUUCUGAUGGCACUGUAAAAUCCGUCAUUAUUGACAGGAAGUCAGGAAGACAGUAUGAUGUUGAUGACGCUAUUGCACGUGGCUUUAUUGACCAGAAUGCUCUUGAAACAUACCGAGCUGGAAACCUGUCCAUCACAGAGUUUGCUGACAUGCUUUCUGGAAACAUGGGAGGCUUCCGUUCAAGAUCAUCCUCAUUUGGUUCUACCACUGGUUCCACUUACUCCUCUCCAAUGAGCCCCCUACCAUCAAUUAAACCACCUGCAGUCAUAUGGAAUGACCCAACAGAGGAGACUGGCCCUGUAGCAGGAAUAUUAGACAUAGACACAUUGGAAAAAGUGUCUGUCACUGAGGCAAUCCACAGAAAUCUGGUAGACAACAUCACUGGUCAAAGACUGUUGGAGGCCCAGGCAUGUACAGGUGGAAUAAUUGACCCCACAAGUGGAGAGAAAUACUCAAUUGCCGAGGCCACAGAAAAAGGUCUUGUGGACAAAAUCAUGGUUGAUCGUCUCAACCUGGCUCAAAAAGCAUUCAAUGGAUUUGAAGACCCCAGAACUAAAGUGAAGAUGUCUGCCUCCCAGGCCUUGAAAAAGGGCUGGUUGUAUUAUGAGGCUGGUCAGCGUUUCCUUGAGGUCCAAUAUCUAACUGGUGGACUCAUUGAGCCUGAUGUUGAGGGCAGGGUGUCAAUAGAUGAAUCCAUUAGGAAGGGUACGAUCGAUGCUCGCACUGCCCAGAAACUGAGGGAUGUCAGUGCCUAUUCUAAAUAUCUGACCUGCCCAAAAACCAAACUGAAAAUCUCCUUCAAAGAUGCCAUGGACAGAAGCAUGGUUGAGGAAGGCUCUGGCUUAAGGCUUCUGGAAGCCUCUUCACAGUCUAGCAAAGGCCUCUACAGUCCCUACAAUGCUAGUGGCUCUGGAUCGGCUUACGGCUCCCGGACUGGCUCAAGAACCGGAUCCCGAUCAGGCUCCAGGAGAGGCAGUUUUGACGCUGGCUCUGGCUUCAGCAUGAACUUCUCAUCUUCCUCCUUUACAUCAUCUUCUAGCUACAGCCGCAGAUUCUAGAUUUUACAUAUUGACUAAAAACCAGCAGUACUAAUGCACUUUACAGUUGCAUUUCUAACAGGAAAUAAAUAGUUAAAGUAACAGAAAAUAUAAUUUAUUUGUUCUUCCCUGCAUGUGGUCAAAACAAGAAUUGAAUUGUCUAGGUUAUUACUUUUUCAUAUAACAUCAGUCUAAACAUGCGCUCUAGAUGUAGAGACAUAACCAGGCAUUGCAAAAUAUAUAAAAUAUUCAUAUCCUCUAGUACAGAUGACAAAGUGAGUUUAUAUUUUUCAAAGCAAAGCAUGCCUUUUCUGCUGUUUGAGUUUAUAGUUUUUAUAUUACACAGUUCAAAAGAUGUAUACUUUAUACUUUCUGAAACUAAUAUAUACUUCCUGUAUAUCAAACAGAAAUAUUUCUUGAAUAUUUCAUGUUUCCUUAGAAAUUUUGUUUAUUUUUUAUCUUUUUCAACAGUACUGGUAAAGAGAUACCAAAUGUUAACAUAAUUCUAAUGUUUUUAACUAAAAUAUUUGGAUGCAUUUAAAAUUCCUGAAUGUUUGUAAAGAGUAUGCACAGAGUAUGUGUUAAUUUUUUAAUGUUACAAAUUGUCUGGGCUACUGCAUUAUGCACCCAGUAAAUUGCAGCACAGAAUACAUCUGCGACACUACACAAAGAGACACUAUAGGAAUGCAACAAGUUCCACAAUUAAAUCCAUGUACACUGUUCUGAAAUCAGUUUCAGAUCUGUCAUUACUUUGCUUUUACACCCAUUUAUAUUCAGUAUGUGUUUUCAUCUUUUGAGUUAACUGCACCAUUGUUUUACACACUGCUCAUAACCAUCAUCACUCAAGUGCUCCCACUAAAUCCCAAGAUGAUGUCAGACUCGAUCCCGAUCCCCCCCCCACAGACCUGCUCCUGUUAUUUUGAUUCUUCUGCCUCAGUCACUCAGAAUCCAACAUCUGGUCACAUAUACUCAACUGGCUGGAGAAUACGAUCUCCUAACCUUGGAUGGAUCUGUGAGUCCAUGCCAGCUUCAUGCUGUAACACAGAUACCAUUGAGUAUGUCCUUUCUUCCAUUGUACAUCACUGUUGAAGAAAGCUGAGGCUGAGUCAACAUCAUCUUGGGAUGCCUUUCUAGGAACACUUCAUUUAUUACCGUUUGUCAUGUAUUUAUUACUUGAAUGCUAAUACUGAUAUUUAUGUUAUAUCCUGGCAUUUUUAGAGAAAAGCCACUGAGAAUAAAAACAUUUAUGUGUACAUUUCAAUCAAGAUAAUACAUCAAGACUUUUUUUUUUUUGCUAUUCCUGACUACAUAUCCAGUUCAACUGAAGUGCCUAUGAAAGUAAUUUGGAGAACUGAGAUAUUGAUUCAGCACCACAUUGCAUGAAUUUAUGUUUUUUCAAAUUAAUUCCUUUCUUUUGCCUUUUUUUUGCUGCAGAUUUCCUUUUUUGCAGAUUCAAAGACAGCACAAAGAAUAAUUGUGCUUAGUUAUUUUCUCAAAUGACCUAUUUCUGUUAUGCAUCUUUAAAGUUUUACUGCUGUAAAUCUUUUUGUUUUCAUGAUGGUUUUGAUAUUAUGAAUGUCUUGCAUGUUUUACUAACUUUUUAAAGGAUAUUGGGGGGAAAAUGUCGGUGUAAAAUAAAAGCAACUUCAGUAAGUGUUAAGUGUGCCAAUUUAAGUUUCAGCAAUAUAUAAAACGACAAACUAACUGGUUGGAUUUUGUUAUGGGGCAGAUGUUGCUUCAGCGACAUGGCAAAAAAAUCUCUUGUAUGUGAACUUAACACUAUGUUGUAAAUAAACGUGCUCUGAAGAAGCA